GUGAAUCUGGCAACCCGGGUGAAGCGGUUGUCAUGGUGACGGUGUGAAAUGGCGCAGCUGCUGGGAGAGACGGUGUUUGAGAUUAGUUCUCAGGGACCUGCACCGAUUAAAGACUAUUUCUAUUUCCAGAUCACUCAGACAGAGGUGAUUUGGCGAUGGUGGAAGAUUUCCUUUCGACCGAAUUCCUACAACACGAGGCCAGGAGAAGUGAGAGAGUCACACGGCGAGUAUCUGGACGACGCGCGGCUGCAGGGUCAGGUGUUGAUGGUGUUUGGUCCUCAUGUGCUGCAGUACUCUAAGUGUCUGUGUCAGGGUCAGUACGAUUAUCUCCAGCGUCUGCCAGAUCCUUUACUCCUCCGCAUCACGGCACAUUUAGAGCUGGAGGACGUGGCGCGUCUCGCAUGCACCUGUCACAGGUUUAAACAGCUCUAUAGCUCGGAGCAGUUUUGGGAGCAGACGGUGCGCCUGCACUGUGACACGGUGACCCCCGGGAUGGAGGAUCUGGCCCGAGACGUGGGAUGGAAGCGUGUUUUCUUCACCAACAAACUCCAGCUCCAGAAGCAGAUCCGCCGCCGCAGAGCAGGAAAUCCACUCUCACACACGGGAGAUUCACUCACCGUCACGUCCGGCCGAUAACACACACGUUCACACGUGAUACGAAACCGUCACCGUGACGUCAUCACGCCGACUCAGAGCUUUGUACCGGGAAAUAUAUCUACGCUAAUUUACACUUUAUAUUAGUUUAAAACGUUAAAGACGAAUUAUUUCAGCAUUAAAUCAACAAUUUUAACAAUUUUAUUAUUUUUAUUCAAGAAUGUAAAAAAAAAGAGGUUUUAAAUGGAAUUGAAGAAUAUUCAUUCGCUUGUUUUUAAACCUUUUUUAAACACAUCGUUUAGAAGUUUUAGCUGGAUUAGUUUGAUGACACCUGCACAAAUAAUAACAGGAUCAAAGCGCAUCGUUUUCAUUUUAUUCGACUCUUGCGUGUCUGUUCGGAAUUCCAGGACAGAUUUCAGUUUUAUACAAAAUGCUCUUUUUAAUGAAUCGCUUUGUGAGUCGCCUUGUGAGUCGCUUUGUGAGUCGCCUUGUGAGUCGCUUUGUGAGUCGCUUUGUGAGUCACUUUAUAUCACAGUGAAGUGCAGAUAUAAUACAUCACAGAACCUGCUCCUUAUCUUCACCUGUACGCUUGAGUGCAAACGCUUUCACAAUAAAAUGAAGAUGAUGUUA
This is a messenger RNA of Ictalurus punctatus (channel catfish), 1224 nucleotides long. It is a transcript of the gene fbxo36b, whose product is annotated as F-box protein 36b. NCBI's taxonomy places the organism in Eukaryota, Metazoa, Chordata, Actinopteri, Siluriformes, Ictaluridae. The transcript has 4 exons. The record is from RefSeq and is a predicted model, not a curated record. Bases 49 to 636 code for a protein of 195 amino acids. Gene Ontology annotation, molecular function: protein binding.